Molecule: messenger RNA, 1752 nt
Organism: Sporothrix brasiliensis 5110
Lineage: Eukaryota; Fungi; Ascomycota; Sordariomycetes; Ophiostomatales; Ophiostomataceae
Product: exodeoxyribonuclease 1
Exons: 2
Coding region: 1-1752 (583 amino acids)
Biological process (GO): mismatch repair; DNA double-strand break processing; DNA recombination
Cellular component (GO): nucleus
Molecular function (GO): 5'-3' DNA exonuclease activity; 5'-flap endonuclease activity; DNA binding
Source: RefSeq, a predicted model, not a curated record
AUGGCAUGCCAUUUGAUCGAGGAACUCAAGAAGCUCGGUCUUCCCUACAUCGUUGCUCCCUACGAAGCUGAUGCCCAAAUGGUCUAUCUUGAACGCGAGGGUCUCGUCAACGGCAUUAUUUCCGAAGACUCCGAUCUUUUGGUGUUUGGAGCCAAACGCCUUUUGACAAAGCUAGAUACGCACGGCCGCUGCAUCGAAAUCAACCGUCGAGAGUUCUGUGCCUGCAGAGAGGUUUCGCUCACAGAUUUUUCUGACACAGACUUUCGACGCAUGGCCAUUCUCAGUGGCUGUGACUACCUUGAAGGAAUUGGCAACAUCGGCCUCAAAACCGCGUACCGGAUGAUACGAAAACACAAAACAAUCGAAAAGGUUGUCCGCAUGCUGCAGUUUGAUGGCAAAUUCAAAGUUUCUGAAAACUACAUGGCCGCGUUCCGCCAAGCAGAGCUGACAUUUCUUCACCAACGGGUGUUUUGUCCUGUCAAGCAAGAACUUGUUCUUCUCUCAGAGCCGACAAAUGGCCUUGAUGUCGAGGAAAUGUGCUUCAUUGGUCGAAAAAUCGACAAUGAUAUCGCCCGAGGUGUUGCUAUUGGCAGCCUAAACCCUAUGACAAAAGAGCCCAUCAUUUUGCCCUUGUCUCCGGGCAAAAAACGACGGGCAAGCAGCGUCACAAGCAGUGUUACGGGUCCAAGAAGCUCGCCUUCUAUUUCAGCCUUUGCCAACACUGGAAACCAGCAGCCGUUCGGCAAACCAAUCAACGAAUACUUUGCCAAACGCCGCGAGUCCGCACAGCGGAUACCCCUAGGUGCAAUGGACCCGAAUUGUUUCUCUGUUGACAAACAAGAGGUCGCAGCCUUGACGCAGAAUGGGCUGACACCCCCAAGGCCACAGAAGAAGGCAAAGCUCUAUUUUGAUGAAAGUAAGGCACCCGUCCUGUCAUCCAAAGGCUUUGAGCGCAGCAAGUAUUUCCCGGUGACCUUUGCUGCCGUUGCUGCUUCCCCAUCCACAAAGAAGCCAACUCGGCUUACAGAUUCAAAUUUCAUGUCAGACGAUUCAGUCGAAGAAGCCAUGUUAAGUCUACCGGACAUCGUUGAUUGGGAUGUUCACAUGUCCAACAAAUCCGCAAAGUCGACAGUGUCAGUUUUUGAGGACGCACGACCGACGGACGAUUGUACUAUUGUUCCUGACAGCGACGGUGUUGAGGUCCCGGCCAGCCCAGCCGACUUUAAUAGCCAGCAAACGGAGGAUGUGGUCACAUCGCAAGAAGAUACCCCAAUCACUCGUGUAUCACUUGACCGGUUUUCGUACACCGGAGCGUUAAAAUUCGCGCACGGGCUACCAACUCCCGACACAAGCUUUAUAGAAAGCCACGAGAAACCAACAACGAAGCCGAGUAUCCUCACUCCGCCCUCGUCCAUCUCACAGCGACAGGCCAACCAACAUCAGACCAACGCGCCGAGAAUGAGCCUGGGCGAGCUUGUCGAGAACACAUCGGUAACCCGCUCAGAGCGGCCACGAAGCUCCACCAAACGAAUUCGACGGGGUAUGGAGGCUUCGAUACCUAUCAACCCAUCGUUUGUACCCCUUCCACCUGCCGAUCUGGACGAAGUCGCGGCGCUGAACCGUCCUCAAGGCAGCGAAGACCAAAUUGUCCCCGAUAGUGACGGAGAUGACGAUGACGACAAGGUCGCCGAACAGAGAGGUCAGCGGGCGCCGGGCGGUCGCUUGGACCUUUCCCGAUUUUUGUGUGCAUAG